Messenger RNA from Cornus florida, 3373 nucleotides. RefSeq names its product extra-large guanine nucleotide-binding protein 1-like. The transcript has 8 exons. Gene Ontology annotation, biological process: G protein-coupled receptor signaling pathway. Lineage: Eukaryota; Viridiplantae; Streptophyta; Magnoliopsida; Cornales; Cornaceae. The coding region runs from base 398 to 3157 and encodes 919 amino acids. Gene Ontology annotation, molecular function: GTPase activity; G-protein beta/gamma-subunit complex binding; guanyl nucleotide binding. The record is from RefSeq and is a predicted model, not a curated record.
UGACCAAACCACAUUCCAUUUUCUAUAAUAAUUCCAAGUUUCAGUCUAUUUUUAUAUUAGUAUUUUUCAUUCUUCACAUGAUUUCCAUUUCGCUUCUCUCAAGUAUUGAAAAAGUAGUAUAUCGUGUGUUUUGCUUAAUUUUUAGAUCAGGAAAGAGAGAGAGAGAGAGAUAGUUUAAGAUCAAAUUUUGAUGAUUUUUUAUUCACAGGGGUUUGAAAUUAGGGUUUAGGUUUCAGCCAAAUUAUAUCCAUUUCACUCCUCUUAAGAAUUGUUAGAGAGAGAGAGAGAGAGUUUAUGUUCAAUUUUUGAGAGAGUUAAUGUUCAAUUUUUGAUGAUUUCUGAGGGGUUUGAAAUUAGGGUUUAGGUUUCAACCCACCUUUGGAUUGAAGUAGCAAAGAUGACUAGCCUUCUGAAAUUGUUUUUACCUGUUUCAGCUAGGGAUGGCAAUGAAUAUGAUGGUGAUGAGUACAGUGCUGAGUAUUCGUUCACGGUGGAGUACAGUGGUCCACCAGUCACCUAUGAUAUUCCCCGGGCAGUUCCGGUGGAUAUUGACUCUAUUCCUGUCGCUGCCCGAGUUUCCUUGUCGAAUUCUAAUUUGUUAUUGCCAAUUAUUCCACCAAUUGCAAAGAAGAGUGAUCCCUUGAACAAGAAAUCGUCAAUGGAGUCAAAAUUAAGGUCUGGAGUUACCGUGUGGCAAAAUUCAAGGGGCCAUUCGGGUGAAUUUUUUGGUUCGAGUGAGGUUGCAUUCUCUGAUGAUGAUGCCCUAUCAUGUAAAUCACUAAAAGUGAUGUAUAGGUCGACUGCGUUAAGUUUGACAGAAGGUGAUGAAUAUGCAGCACCCAAUGUAGCUGAUGGAACUGGAAGUUCUGGUACAUUGGGGUUUUCUGAUGGUCCUGAAGAUUCCCAUGAGUUAUCAGGAAGCUCGGAUGUUGGGGCUUUACAAGAUGAUGGCGAGGUGGGUUGGGAUUUGAACAAAUCCCCAUUGAUAUGCCGGACUUCCUCAGAGGCUUCUUCUUGCAAAAAUGAGAAUUGCAUUGAUGAAACUCCCUGUCAUGUCAACAGGACUUCGAUUGUAACUUUCCAUUGUCCGGAACCAAGUUAUGUAGUUCCUGAUGAAAAUGAUCACGCUGAGCUGGAAAUCAUCCAAGAAAGAAAGGGGAGUAAAACUAAUGUGAUGAAAGGGUUAUGUCGUCGAUGCUCUAAAGGAAGCCGGUUCACUAAAAAGGAGGUUUGCAUAGUUUGUGAUGCAAAGUAUUGUGCCAAUUGUGUGCUAAGAGCAAUGGGAUCGAUGCCUGAAGGAAGAAAAUGCAUUACUUGCAUCGGUUUGCCAAUUGAUGAGUCAAAGCGGGGGACCCUUGGGAAAUUUUCCCGGAUGCUUAAGAGGCUGCUUACAGAUAUGGAAGUAAAACUGAUAAUGAGAUCUGAGGUAUCAUGUGAAGCAAAUCAGCUAGCACCUGAGCUUGUUUGUGUGAAUGGCAAGCCCCUUUGUCACGAAGAGUUGGCUUCAUUGCAAAACUGUCAAAACCCACCAAAAAAGUUAAAACCGGGAAAGUAUUGGUAUGAUAAGGUGUCUGGGCUUUGGGGAAAGGAAGGGCAGAAGCCUUGUCAGAUUAUAAGCCCCCAACUGGCUGUUGGUAAUCCCAUCAUGCAGGAUGCUAGCAAUGGAAACACAAAUAUAUUAAUAAAUAACCGGGAGAUUACAAAAGCAGAGCUCUGGAUGCUGCAGUUGGCAAGAAUCCAUUGCGAAGGAAGCACUCACUUUUGGGUGAGUGCUGAUGGGACCUAUCAGGAAGAGGGACAGAAUAAUUUGAGGGGGCGAAUAUGGGACAAGACUGGAAUCAAGCUAUUUUGUGCGCUCUUGUCUUUGCCAAUUCCUCCUGAGUCUGUGAAUCCUUGUGUGGAAGAAAAAGAAAAUCUUGCUCAUAGAGUUGUUCUGAACUUCAUUGACCAGAAAACACUCAAUAAACUUCUUCUAGUUGGUCAUGAUAAAUCUGGGACAAGUACCAUAUUCAAACAGACCAAGAUUGUGUAUAAUAUUCCUUUCUCUGAGGAUGAGCGUCAAAAUAUUAAACUCAUGAUUCAGAGCAAUUUGUAUGGUUAUCUUGGCAUACUGCUUGAGGGGCGUGAACAAUUUGAGGAAGACUGGUUUAAUGAAAUGAGGAAAAAGCAUAUUGAUCAAUCUGAUCCUUCAGGAAACUCCGGCCAAAUUGACAAAAAUAAUAUCUAUGCCCUUACCCCUAAAUUAACAGUAUUCUCCGAUUGGGUUAUCCAAGUUAUGCUGGCAGGCAAUUUGGAAGUCGUUUUUCCAGCUGCUAUUCGUGAAUAUGCACCGUUUGUUGAGGAAUUGUGGAAGGAUGGAGCUUUCCAAGCCACAUAUAAUCGGAGAAAUGAACUGAACAUGCUACAUGGAGCUGCUAAUUAUUUUUUAAAUCGGGCUGUUGAUGUCUUAAGGGUGGAUUAUGAGCCCUCUGAUACGGACAUCCUGUAUGCUGAUGGUAUCACUUCAUCCAAUGGGCUUGCUUCCAUGGAGUUUACAUUUCCUAAAUCAACACAGGAGAGCUUCUUAGGCACCGCUGAUCAGAAUGAUCCCUUGCUAAGGUACCAACUCAUUAGAGUGCACUCAAGCAGCCUUGGAGAAAGCUGCAAAUGGCUGGAGAUGUUUGAAGAUGUUGACCUUGUCUUGUAUUGUGUGGCUUUGACUGAUUAUGAUGAAUUCUGUGAUGAUGGUGGAGUUUCUACAAACAAAAUGUUGGCGAGCAAGAAGCUCUUUGAAAGCAUAGCAACUCAUCCAACCCUUGAUCAGAAGAACUUCCUUCUGAUACUCAACAAGUUUGACCUGCUUAAGGAGAAGAUUGAACGAGUUCCCCUCACUCAAUGCGAAUGGUUCCAUGACUUCAAUCCAGUGAUGAGUGCUGCCGGUAAUAAUUCUUCGUUGGCUCAACAUGCUUUCCACUAUAUUGCAUUGAAGUUCAAAGGAAUCUUCCGUUCCCUCACUGGACGCAACUUGUAUGUUUCACCUGUUACGGCAUUGGAGCCUGAUAGUGUUGAUGAAGCUCUUAGAUAUGCAAGAGAGAUCUUGAAUUGGGAUGAUGAGAAACCAAGCCAUAGCAGAAACGAAUGGUCUAGUGACAGCAUUGAGGCAAGCUCCUCAUCAUGACUUUCCAAUAGAAAUGGCCUGCAAGUAAAGCCCUUUCUUUGGACAUGGCUUUGCCUAUUUCACCAUAUACAAAUACAUGUAUAUUCUAUACUGACUUAUUGACUAUACACAUCAUGCAAACAAAAAGAAAUUAAAGAUGAUAGUUUUAUCUGCCAAUGCAGAUUUUGAGGACAGUUUUGUAACCAUUUUCUUGGUCUUGAGACAGAAGAAGUAAGU